UAAAUAGUAGGCAAGCGUUUUAUUUUCGUGAAAAUAUUGUAAAAAAAAAAGUUUAGAGCAGGAUAUAUUUAAUAUCCUGCUUUAAAAAAUUAAUAUAUUAAAGAAUCUUUACGAAGUAAGGCAGUUGUAAUUUCAUAUUCGCCAUGUUGUCCGCCACAGGGACCGAUAACAGAACUACCGCAACCGAUAACUUCGCUCUCUAUGUACAUCUCUAUGUGCCCAAUGCUUCGCGCAUAAUUUUACACAAAUUUUACAAAUAAAAUACAAUAAAGCCCAAUAAAUUGGGGAUAAAAUUGGAACCGGAGACUUGAUUGUGGCAGCUCGCGGCUAUGCGCACCUCGACCGAUAGAAAACAGCGCCUGUGAAUGGUAUUAUAAUAGCGUCGAAAGAUCCGGAUAUCUAGGGAACCGCUGCCAGUGAAAAAAAAAAAAAAAAGUGAAAAGUGGUGUUAACAAGAAGAAGAAGCGCCUUUCGCAGCGAGUACGGUGCGUGCGCUAGUAUGUGUGUGUGUGUGUGUCCAAGUAUGCGUGUAUGCGUAUCUUACGUUGCAAACAAAUUUGAAAAAUUUGCUUAAAUUUUUGCAAAAUAAUUUGGUGGCGGCGUUUCUUUCAACUAAAUCUGUGGCAGCAUUGUAAAGCACAGCAUUGCCUACAAAUGUUGUUCCCCAAAUAUGAUAAUGAAAGAUGCACGAAUAUGACGUAAAUGAGCGCAAAGAGGCACCAGCAAGUCUUCCACCCAAAGAACACGACGACUCCAGCAACACCAUCCUCAAGAAUAGGAGCAGCUCCAAGAGCCUCCAGGUCCAGGUCAAUCUACACCGGGAUAAGUCGAUAACGGGCGCCGUUGAAGAUCAGAUCGGUACAGCUGGAGUGAGCAGAGUCGACAAACUCUCACCCACGUGCCUGACCCUAUAUCCGCUUGUGGUCCAGCUCGUUGACAAGGCGGUGGCACCACCCCAAGCUCCCCAAGCCAUCGCAGAGAAAGAAUCGAAAGCAUCACCGAAACGGAAGCGACAACGUCGCACCUACGCCGCCGAUCCAACACGCUGCUCGAGUCUUAGGUCGCGCCAGGAGCCAGCUAUCAUAGACCUGACCGAAGGCGCCACUUCCAAGCAGCCACCAACUCCGCCACCAGCGCAGGCCGCUUCGCCCACACCCACAGAGCCCACUGAGUACAUCAACCCAGAUCACUUCAAGCCAGAGUUUUGGAACCGCAUCGAGGAGGAGCAGGAACAGAAGGCAACUGGAAAGAAGCGACGAGGAGGAACGGGUCGGGCCAGGACACGCCGGAAUAAGCUAUUAAGCGAGCUAGAGACCUACUCGCCAGAAACGGCGGCCGCCAUCGCGGCAGCACAACUCGAGCUAGACGCCACAUCGAAACCGGGAGGACCGCGGGUCAGUCGCAAGAGGGGACACAACAUGUCGCUGUACGAUCGCCGGCACCAGACCACCACGGACGAGCGCCGGGUGGCCAACGGUUAUGGCGGUAAUGGUCUGCGCGCUGGCACCUCUGGUUCCACAUCUAGCGAAAUUGAGUCCCAGGAACUGCAGAGCCACCAGUAUUACGGAUCCGCCGGUGGUAGUAAUCCCACUGGAUCGGGAUCGGGCCUGAAUGGCAGUUCGGGAGCUGUGAAUCAUGCUCCUUCCAUGGGCACGCUCUGCAACAUCGGCAAUUCGUGCUACUUGAACUCGGUGGUGUACACCCUGCGAUUCGCCCCACACUUCCUGCACAACCUGCACCAUCUGAUCCACGAUCUUGGCGUUGUGCAGCAGGCGAUUGUGCGCCAGCAGAGGGCCAAGUCGGCGUCGCUGGGUAGGAAUGUGAGUGCCGCGCAGUUGGAGCAUGCGCGCAGUUGGAGUAGCAAGGACUUGGCCACAAGUGCGGAUCAAUAUACCGGUCUGAACGGCGGGGCCAGUGCUGCGGUGGCUGGAAGUGGUGGCAGUGCUUCAAAUAAAUCCACUCACCAAUCGGUGUCGGAGAAACUUCACGAGCUAUACAACAGCCUACACGGAAACGAGAUGGCCGACUCCACGGAGCCGUAUCAUGCGGACACGCUGCUCCACGCCAUCCAGGAUGUGAACGCCACCUUCGAGGGCAACCAGCAGCAGGAUGCACACGAGUUCCUGAUGUGCGUCCUGAACUGUAUUCGGGAAACGAACCAGUCGCUGAUCAAGGCCAUUGGCGAGUGUCCCGAGGUGAUUGCAAAUGGUUUUGUUGCUAACCCCGACGAGGUGGACACCGGGGAGGCCCAGGAGCGUGCUGAUUCCGCUGCGUCGCAGAGCGUGAGCUCCGGAAACGGAUCCCUGUUAUCUAGUCAAACAACAACAUCGACCAAGCCGUCGUUCUUCUCGCGCAAGUCAAAGAGAAAAGACGAGGUCAAGUCGUCAAAGUCAACGCGCGUUCAGUCGCCACUCAAGGACAACAGUCCCACGGCGGGCACAGCCCACGCCACCGCCAACAGCUUGUUCUACCUAAACACGGUUGAUCUCAGUGGCGCCAACAGCACUGGUAGUGGCAGUGGUAGUGUGGUUCCAACACCAACUGUCACCCUACCGUCGGUGACGGCUCCCCAAGCAUCCAAAUACUCCAGCGACGAUGAAAUGAACUCGGCCACCGUUCUCAAGGACAAGAUGCGACUGGAGGAGAGAAUCAGGGAGCUGAACCUCAACUUUUUCAAUGCCGACUUCGAGGGCGUAGUGGUGCUGACCACCAAGUGCCUGAGCUGUGAAACGGUGACGCGACAGAAGCAGGGCAUGAUCGACAUCUCGGUGCCGGUGCCAAUAUCCGGAUAUGAAAACAGCGAUCUCCAGGAUAAGCCCAGCAAUUACAUUCAGAACUCUUGCAUCACCAAGGAGUACUUCCGCGGGGAGAACAAGUAUAGCUGCAAUCAGUGCACUGGGUACACUGAAGCCAUUCGCUCCAUCUCGUACGAGGUGCUGCCGAGGCUGCUGGUCAUCCAGCUGAAUCGCUUCUCCGGUGGAAUGGAGAAGGUGAGUACGUACGUGCCCACCAGCUUUACGCUGCCCUGUUUCUGCAUCAAAUGCUGCGACCUAAGCGAGAGCAACAAGCUCCACGUCUACAAGCUGUACAGCGUAAUCACCCAUGUGGGGGCCACGCUGACGGUGGGCCACUACAUCGCCUAUACGUGCUUUCUGGACUUGGCGAGCGAUUACGUGAACUGCCCAAAGGAUCGCCGCAACACGAUGACUGGCUCCCAAACGUCGUCCUCACAGUCAGCGGCUUCCAAUGAGAACUCAGCUCCCAAUAAUGGAAGCAGCAGCGUGGCCAGCACUCCAGUGUCGGCGGCCGCCUCGGCCUUGGCCUCUUCCGGAACGAGCUUGAUGAAAAAGAUGAAGUUCGGCCGCAGCAAGGCCUCCAGUAGCGGGGAUAUGAGCAAGAACGUGAAGCAGGUGAAUGGAAUCAGCAGUAAGACGAUCACGAACGGGAUUGGGAAGCUCAGCAUGAACACCACCUGCCACGGAGUCAACUGCUGUGCCAUGCGGCUCUGCUGCAACCAGCAGACGAGCAACAGCAACUCGGCCAGCUGCAGCGACUUCAGCGAGGAGUCCCUGCAGAACGGCAGCAACAGCAAUCUCAGCUACGGUAGCUCGGGCGCCACUUAUCCCACGGGCUAUGGCAGCACCGGACGCGGAGGCGUCAAAGUCAACUACGCACACGGCGGCACGGAGCCCAUUUGGUACAUGUGUGACGAUGACAAGAUCAAAGCGAUGACCCAGCGCGAGUUCGAGGAGUUGCUGUCGCCCACUCGCAAGAUUACGAUAACUCCUUACUUGCUGUUCUACGCACGAUUCGAUUUGCAGCCACAGCAGCCACAGACUGCUGCCUCAAAGCCGGGAACAUCGUCAACGCCGCCGCCGCCUCCAUCGAGUGGAUCACAGAGCUCCUGGUCGAAUGAUAACGUGCCCAGUGGCUCGCACAAGAUUUGAGGUUCGUCAGUGCACCAGUGCACCAGUAGGAGCCACUUAGGCAAGGGCCGGCGAGGCGUUUGAGGAGAAAAGAAAUAGAAAACACGGAAAAGUACAUAUUUAUUGGAUAGGAGAUGUCUCUAUAGCCUAGAAUAAUAAGCAAAAGAAGAAGUCUGUUUGUUAAACAAUGUAAUCGUACUAAGCUCUAUCGUUUACCUACAUGCAUAACUAUUCAUUAACUAAUCGGCGGUUUAACUGAGACCUCCCUCCCCCUAAUAAUACAGUUUUGGUCUUAACGUUUAUCUAUUGUUUGUCUGUUUAAUUGAUUGAUGCAUUUGAUUUUGGCAUUCAUUUGUUGUAUAACUAUAUUGUUAUUACUAAUUAAGGUUAACCAACGCGUCUAAAACACGAAUUUAAAACGUUAAAAACGCUGAUAAAUGGCCUAGGAUUGAAUUGAAAUUAUCACCAGGACGUCAGGACACCAGGAACUCUUUUUUUCUUAUACUCAAAUACAAUUUAAUGGCGAAAGCAAUAAAAUGAAAAGAAAACAAA
This is a messenger RNA of Drosophila ananassae, 4478 nucleotides long. RefSeq names its product ubiquitin carboxyl-terminal hydrolase 1 (gene Usp1). The transcript is spliced from 5 exons. NCBI's taxonomy places the organism in Eukaryota, Metazoa, Arthropoda, Insecta, Diptera, Drosophilidae. The record is from RefSeq and is a predicted model, not a curated record. Gene Ontology annotation, biological process: regulation of DNA repair; protein deubiquitination. Gene Ontology annotation, cellular component: cytosol; nucleus. Bases 684 to 3947 code for a protein of 1087 amino acids. Gene Ontology annotation, molecular function: cysteine-type deubiquitinase activity; cysteine-type endopeptidase activity.